AUGACUGUGGGUGAGACGCUGGAGUUCGUGCAGCAAGGACUGGGAGUACAUACAAGUGCGUCGCGUUCCAUCCUCCUGCAUAUAUGUCAGCGGCUGACCCGAUUAGAGCAACAUUUGAGCGAAGUGCGUGACGAUGUUUAUCAACUACGUCACGAUUCAAACCGAGGAUCAGAAACCGUGCGCGGUGAAGUGUCCGGCGUGGUCAACACCAUGACAUCCAAGCUGAAAGAAUAUGAAAAUGCAAUGGAAAAAUUCCAGAAUAAUAUGCGUGCUCACCAAAAUCAUUUAACGGUGCUCUCUACCAAAGUCAAGAAGGAGAAAGAGCAUAUCCAAAUCGUCGACACGAAAGUCGAAGAUCAUCGCCAAGAUAUGAACAAUCGGUUUGUGGAACUGACCCAAAAAUUCCAAGAACUCCCUUUGCAACUAGCUGCGUUGCAAGCACCCCCUCCCAGUCAUAUCCCCGAGAAGUUUACAUUUGAGACGAAUGAAGAGAAACUUUCACUACAAACACACAUGCAACGACUUGAUAGUACACGGAGCUCACAAGGGUAUACGGAUCUGCAGCCGUUUACUAUCCCUGACGACAUGAAAGUGAAAGUCGAGUCUCGAAUUCGGCAACAAGAAGCUAGUAAACGGGAAGCAGAUGCCCGAGCUGCUGCCGAACUAUCGGAUGCCUAUAGACGACUGCAACUGGCAUCAGCUAGCUGCAACAAUCCGCGACUCAGUGAGCUUCACGUAACUCUGGAUCUAUGUCAGCAAGAAGUCAAGCGUGCGUUCCAGCUGAUCCGGACGUCAAACUUGCAACUUUACUCGAUCUGUGAGUCCAAAGCCGAACGAAUUGACAUGAUUACGCUUCAGAACGAGGUCAAGCAACUUCGCAGCCGUCUUCGAGAUAUCGAGACUUCGCCAGCAAACCAUCGACAUCGAUCGAAGCAGCUCCAAUUGCAUCUUGACAACGAAAUACUGAACGAUCCUUCUGAUGACUUAAUGGUGGGAGAGAAAAGUCCCUCAUUAAGCAUGAAGAAGGGAACGCAACAUCUAACAAGUUCCCAGAUCCCUGUACUACGAGUGUCACUACUGGAGCUUUCGAGGAAUUUAAAUCUUCUGAAACAUCGCUGGAAGAAACAAAAACGACUGAAUCCGAACAGCGGCUCAAGUGUAAACCCUGUGGCUCAGAAGCAUCUUGACAAAUUGGUGGCUUUGAUCAAUGACGCGUACUCUACGAUGGCACAGGAGCCAGUGGAUCUAGCUGCCGCUGAGGCUCAUGUGGAAAAAGUGGGUCGUGUGCUCGGCUCGGACUUUUCCAUGCAGAUAUUAGCGUUGUUAGGUGGGCGAAGUGACGAGUCUGAGAGCUGUCGAUUCCCCGUUGUGAUCACUACACGAGCUGCGGCCGGUGAAAUGGCUUCAGCUCUGUGUCGAUAUUCGGAAGCUUUUACCGAUAUGUUUUUCCGCCAUGAAGCCGACAACAAGGUGGCUACAGCUGCGAUGAAUGAGUGGGCGUCUGAAAAACGUAUUCUGGGGAAUGUGGGUCGUGAGGUUAGCGCACUUAGUCGUAGUCAGCAUGUGCUGGAGACGUCACUUGCUAAACUCGCUGGUGAGAUACAGAAGAGAGGGAUAUUGCAACAAUUGAGGACGCAAAUCGACGCUCUGAGUAAGCAAUUUAUCACUGAGGUUGAGCUGGUGGAAAUACUGCGAGAUUUCAGACGCGAGCAGCAAAGUGCUCCAUUAGGAGUCAGUGGGCGUCCGCCGAAUGUGGAAAAUGAUUCGUCUGCGAACAAAAUGCUAGCAGCUAUCACGCUCGAGUCACCUGAGGAUCGCCCCAGGUCGCAAACGAAGCUAGAUCCGCUUCACGGUGUAAAGAUACACGGCUCUACACGGCAUGUAGGAAGGCCAAACUCAGGAGAAAAUGGUCCUGGAACCGCCACCAGCAGAAUUCACGCACGAGCGCAGAUGCUACGACCGAAGAGUAGACAUACUUAG
Phytophthora infestans T30-4 is the source of this 1980-nucleotide messenger RNA. RefSeq lists its product as uncharacterized. The transcript is spliced from 4 exons. The coding region runs from base 1 to 1980 and encodes 659 amino acids. NCBI's taxonomy places the organism in Eukaryota, Oomycota, Peronosporomycetes, Peronosporales, Peronosporaceae. The record is from RefSeq and is a predicted model, not a curated record.